CAUCUUGCUUGCGCGAACGGCCACGCAGAUGUUGUUCGAUUCCUAGCAGGAAAGAAGUGCCAGCUAAACCCUCGUGACUGUUUGAAGAAAUCGCCGCUGAUGAAGGCAGUAGACCACCAGCACAAAGACUGCGUGACUAUUCUGCUGGAGCACGGUGCCAAAGCCAACCUCAAAGGUGCUGGCGGCAACACUGCCCUUCACAUGGCUGCUGUCAUUCCUAGCAAACCUCUAGUGGAGCUGUUACUUGAGCACAAUGCCCAUAUCGAUGCUCAGAAUGAG
This is a messenger RNA of Balearica regulorum gibbericeps (East African grey crowned-crane), 279 nucleotides long. NCBI's taxonomy places the organism in Eukaryota, Metazoa, Chordata, Aves, Gruiformes, Gruidae. The record is from RefSeq and is a predicted model, not a curated record.